UGAACAUUUUUAUAGAUAUAUAUAUAACAAGUUUGUGAAAUAAAUAUUGUCAUAUUAUCCACUUUAAGGCUUCUUUUUAAAAAAACAAUAUAUAAAUAUUUCUAAGCUAUCCCAUGAAUUUGUAUAGAUUAUUAUAAUGUGAAACGCAUCAAAAUUAAGUUAUCCCCGAGGAAAGGAAUCGAAGGGGAAAUUGUAGGGUGCCUGUGUGAAGGCAAGUGAAUUAGUAAGUUUAGGUCUUGUGCGAAGUAGAAGUGACGAAAUUUGACGGAUUCGAUGUCGCAUGCCUUUGAAUAUAGAUUUUAGUAUAAAUAUUUGAAAGUUUUUGUUUCAUAUUAUUUCUCUACAUUCUUUUCCUCUUGAGUAAAUAAAGUGAAGUCAAAAUGUAAUUUUUUAUUACAAUAUUAAUUUCAUAAAGUAUAUUUCUUUCGUUAUUUAAACUAUGAGUAUUUGUUUGCCCAAACAUUUAUUCUGAUGUUUCUUGACUGUUUUGUCAGGAUUUGUCGCAUUCUGUUGUCCAUGCGUUUUAGUACUGGAUACAUAUGGCAGUAUAUUUAUUGUUUCAUAAUAUUAAUGUUAUCUAGUGCUUUGAGAAGCAUUGAAAUGUACGGGAGUAUGGAGAGGUCGUGAAUCAAACAGAGGUAAGGUUACACUGUUACAUUAGAAAGAUAAGACACUUCACCUCCAACACAUGUUCACUAUGGAUUACAAACUAUUCUCAAGGCUCUUCACUCUACUUAUUCACAUCCACUGGCCGAAAGAAUGUUCGUCAGAGUGGCUGGCAUGGGGUCCUUGCAGUGUUACCUGUGGAGAGGGGGUUCGCACCAGACAUUUUGAUUCACAGAUCCACGUUACGCAGACUUGGAGGUGUCAUAUGCAGCAAUGUCCUGAUACCCCUGGGGGUUGGAGUCAUUGGUACUGGAGCGCAUGUUCAGCUACAUGUGGCCAAGGAAUCAGGACAAGGACUCGAACGUGUACACAUCCCACACCGGGGGAAUAUGGCGCGUAUUGUGUAGGUCCGGCUUCACAGACGUAUGAAUGCAAUGAUCGACACUGCCCUGGAACUGAUACUGCCACUGUCAAUGGAGGAUGGGGUCAUUGGAGUAGAUUAAGCCAUUGCUCGGUGUCAUGUGGACGAGGAACUAGGACACGAACUAGAACGUGUUCGAACCCUUCACCUGCAAACAAUGGCGCAGACUGCGUAGGUCAAUCAACUGAGUAUCAUGCAUGCUAUGAACAUUCGUGUCCAGUAAAUGGUGGAUGGAGCCAUUGGAGCCCUUUUAGCCUGUGUUCUGCUACGUGUGGAAGGACAGGAAUUAGGACAAGGACUAGAACAUGCACACAUCCAACACCUGCUAACGGUGGCACUACAUGUGAGGGGUCAUCCAGGGAAACUCUAAGAUGCCAUUUACAUCACUGUCCAGUUGAUGGAGGCUGGAACACAUGGGGCACCUUUGGUCAUUGUUCUGUGACGUGUGGAUCAGGACAAAAAACCAGAACGAGGUUAUGUUCCCACCCAUUUCCUGCACAUGGUGGUGCUGACUGCACAGGUGUAAAUUCUGAGGUGCUAAACUGCACUGAAAAACCUUGUCCAGUUGAUGGCUCCUGGAGUGGUUGGAGUACUUUUAGUCAAUGUUCACAUACUUGUGGAUAUGGAAUGAAAACCAGAAGGAGGACUUGCUCACACCCUGCGCCUGCGCAUGGAGGUGCUUACUGUCAAGGAGUGAGAGUUGAUUCCAGCAUCUGCUCAGAACGGUUAUGUCCGGUCAACGGAGGAUGGAGUACAUGGAGUAAAUUUAGCCAUUGCUCAGUGCAUUGCGGAAGAGGAACAAUGACAAGAACUAGAACGUGUUCGAAUCCUACACCUGCACACAAUGGUACAGACUGUGUUGGUCAUGCAAUGGAAACUCAUCAUUGCAAUGGACAUUUGUGUCCAGUGAAUGGAGGUUGGAGCAGUUGGAGUCAGUACAGUCAAUGUACGACAUCUUGUGGCGGAGGGACUCAGGUUCGAACCCGUACAUGUACUCAUCCAAGACCUUUACAUGGAGGGGCUAAUUGUAAAGGUUAUGCUAUUGAAACACAAAAAUGCUCAGAAAACGGUUGUCCAGUUAAUGGAGGAUGGAGUACAUGGAGUAGUUUUAGUCAUUGCUCAGCGCAUUGCGGAAGAGGAACAAUGACAAGAACUAGAACGUGUUCGAACCCUUCACCUGCACACAAUGGUGCAGACUGUGUAGGACAAUCUACUGAGUCUCAUUAUUGCAAUGAACAUUUGUGUCCAGUGAAUGGAGAGUGGAGCAGUUGGAGUCAGUACAGUCAAUGCACGACAUCUUGUGGCGGAGGGACUCAGGUUCGAACCCGUACAUGUACUCAUCCAAGACCUUUACAUGGAGGGGCUAAUUGUAAAGGUUACGCCAAUGAAACACAAAAAUGCUCAGAAAACGGUUGCCCAGUGAAUGGCCAAUGGAGUACAUGGGGUCAAUAUAGUGAAUGUACCAAGACAUGUGGAAAUGGUUCUAAAACAAGACAAAGAUUAUGUUCGAGUCCAGCUCCGUUAAAUGGCGGAAAAGAUUGUUCUGGGAAUAAUUCAGAGACUGAGCAAUGUAACAGCACACCAUGUCCUGUUGAUGGUAGUUGGAGUACUUGGACUGAUUACAGUAGUUGUUCAGUCACAUGUGGCGAAGGAAUACAGGAAAGGGAGAGAACUUGUACAGAACCUCCCCCUGCACAUGGCGGUACAGAUUGUGUUGGGAGAUCAACAGAAAUCCAAAAUUGUACUAAAUCUAAUUGCCCAGUUGACGGCCAUUGGAGCGAUUGGAGUCUUUUUAGUGAGUGUAGCAAAACGUGCGGAAAAGGUUCUCAAAGACGUCAAAGGACUUGUUCUAACCCAGCGCCGUCCAAUGGCGGAUUGGUCUGUGUUGGGGAUUACCAAGAAACUGUAGAAUGUGAAGUAAAACCAUGUCCGGAUCCCCUACAUUGGGUAACAGUGCCAACUAAUCAAUUGGUAACACUUGGGAAACGGAGAAAAAGAGAUGUACAUCAUUAAAAUGGAAAGCUAUAUGCCUGAGUAAAAUGGAAAGCUAUAUGACUGA
Molecule: messenger RNA, 3086 nt
Organism: Saccostrea cuccullata (small rock oyster)
Lineage: Eukaryota; Metazoa; Mollusca; Bivalvia; Ostreida; Ostreidae
Product: SCO-spondin-like
Exons: 16
Coding region: 689-3040 (783 amino acids)
Source: RefSeq, a predicted model, not a curated record